AUGUGUUGUAACUACUACGGAAACUCAUGCGGUAGCUGUGGCUACGGCUCUGGCUCUGGCUGUGGCUACGGCUCUGGCUAUGGCUGUGGCUACGGCUCUGGCUACGGCUGUGGUUAUGGCUGUGGUUAUGGCUCUGGCUACGGCUGUGGAUACGGCUCUGGCUACGGCUGUGGUUAUGGCUCUGGCUACGGCUGUGGAUACGGAUCUGGCUACGGCUGUGGUUAUGGCUCUGGCUACGGCUGUGGCUAUGGACGUGGCUUUGGCUGCUGUGGAUAUCGACCAUUUAUCUACAGAAGAUGCUAUUCUUGCUGCUAG
Messenger RNA from Miniopterus natalensis, 315 nucleotides. The record is from RefSeq and is a predicted model, not a curated record. Lineage: Eukaryota; Metazoa; Chordata; Mammalia; Chiroptera; Miniopteridae.